This is a messenger RNA of Pseudogymnoascus verrucosus, 1342 nucleotides long. RefSeq lists its product as uncharacterized. Gene Ontology annotation, molecular function: hydrolase activity, hydrolyzing O-glycosyl compounds. NCBI's taxonomy places the organism in Eukaryota, Fungi, Ascomycota, Leotiomycetes, Thelebolales, Thelebolaceae. Gene Ontology annotation, biological process: xylan catabolic process. The record is from RefSeq and is a predicted model, not a curated record. The coding region runs from base 405 to 1097 and encodes 230 amino acids. The transcript is spliced from 3 exons.
GUCCUUCAUAUCGUGGGGAAAUAAACAAUAGUCUACGCGUGACACCCUCCACCCCCACAAACAGACCUUUUAUUUAGCCUGAUGCUCCGAGCCAAGACAUAAAACGGGGAGGAUAAGCCUCGGCGAACGAAAGUUAUCGUGGUUACUUGCGUUGUCGUAUGGGCAUGUUCUCGAUCUUGGUGGUAUUAUAUGGCGGCAUAAAGAAAAAGCUGGGCAACUCUAUUAUCCCAGAGUCAACCCAAGGAGCGCUAAUUAUUCGUUAUUAGCCGUUAUAUCUGGGUAAUAGAUGGGAUGUCCGAUAUCCAGUAUAUAAAGCACGAUGCUGCUCAUAGAGGUGAUCAUCAUCAACCGCAAGACACUGAUCCCACACCAAUAAGACAGAAGUUAUCAUCCUUCUCUUCAAUAUGGUUUCGCUCAAAACUCUCCUCGUUGCCUUGACUGCUGCCACUGGGGUUCUGGCCGCCCCCUUUGACUUCCUGCAUGAGGGAGAUGACGGAAACUCCACGGAGGCCCUCCAGAAGCGUUCCACUCCCAACUCGGUGGGAACGCACAAUGGUUAUUUCUACUCGUGGUGGACAGAUGGAGGUGGCUCUGCUACAUAUACCAUGGGCGAGGGUAGCCGCUACUCUGUGAACUGGCAAAACACUGGUAACUUUGUUGGCGGAAAGGGCUGGAAUCCUGGAACUGGCCGAACGAUCAACUAUGGCGGUUCGUUCAACCCCUCGGGCAAUGGGUACCUUGCUGUGUAUGGCUGGACUCGCAACCCCCUUGUGGAGUAUUAUGUCGUUGAGAACUUCGGCACAUACGAUCCCAGCAGCGGAGGCCAGUACAAGGGCACUAUCAACACAGAUGGUGCAAACUACAACAUCUACGUCUCUACCCGCACGAACCAACCUUCUAUUGAUGGCACCUCAACCUUCAAGCAGUACUGGUCUGUUCGCCAAGGGAAGCGUGUCAGCGGAUCUGUCAACAUGCAAACUCAUUUCAAUGCCUGGGCUAGUUAUGGCAUGAACCUUGGUAGCCACUAUUACCAGAUCUUGGCUACUGAGGGAUAUCAGAGCAGCGGCAAUUCUGAUAUCUACGUGCAAACCAAGUAGGAGAGGACUUGGAACUACCGUCUGCUGCAUAGCACUAUCAUACGCAUCAUCCUGUCGACAUUUUAUGAUGUUGACCGUGAACAGCUUGACAGGGCAGGAAGCACGAGAUUGAAGUCUAGUUAUUACAGUAGAGGCUCUGGAUAGCGUUGGUUGUGGAGUUUAUUAAAAGCUGCUCGAAUCACAUUUCCAUCAACUCAGUAUGGUGUGCGGUGUAGUUUACAAUCAAUUCAUAAAUAUACAUAGAG